AUGAGCUGUGUCAUGCAUAAAUUGGACCCCACAGUCUCAACGAAGCUGAGAGCACAGCAGCAUAUCACAUCCGUACCUUCAGUGGUGAGAGAGUUGCUCCAUAAUUCAGCUGAUGCAAAAGCUACACAAAUAAAGAUUGUAGUUGAUUUUAAGAAAUCAAUGGUCUAUGUGCAAGAUAAUGGUAAUGGUAUACAACCUGAUAAUUUAGAAACUGUAGGAAAGUUAAAUUAUACUUCAAAUAUCACAACAUUAAAUGAUAUAAAGGAAAACGAUAAGUACGGUUUUAGAGGGGAGGCUCUUUACCACAUUGCAUCUGUUUCUCAUGUGAAAGUUAUAUCAAAGUCAAAGGAUUAUAAUUCGACUUGGAUCAAAUCGUUAAAUGAUAAUACUUGUGGGAUUUAUUCAGGCGAAGGUGGUGGACAUUUUAGUAUACAUGAUUCUGGUACAAUAAUUUUAAUUGAAGAUCUAUUUUAUAACGUGCCUGUCAGACAAACAAUGUUAUCAAAAUAUUCAGAGCCCAGUUUAAUUUUGCAAAUCAAAAAUGAUAUCUUUCAAGUUUCGAUAGCAAACCCAAUGAUCGAUAUUAUCGUGUAUGAUGUCACCGGUUCAACGGAAGAAUUAACUUAUAAAGAUACAAAGAGUAGUUACGUCUUGAUCGACAUGAAACCAUCUUUAUGUAAAAACAGAAAACUAAACACUUCACAAAUAUUUUUCAAUAGCUACAUGAAUAUUUACGAUUCAUCAUUUUCAAAGUCAAAUAUCAAACAAAUCAAUAUCAAGUUUCGUGAUUAUGUUCUGGAAGGGAUAAUUUCUAGAAGUGGCACCUCAUACAAAAAUAGAAAAUUCAUAUACAUUAAUGGAAGGCGCUAUAUAAACAACGUAUUUCUACGUAGUAUUGAUAAUAUAUUUCAAUCUGUAGGAUUUGGAUCGAACAAUGAUGAUAAUGUGUUUUUGAACAGUUCCAAGAGAAAACAGUAUUCUAAAUAUCCAAUUAUAAUAUUAAAUGUCAAAUGCAAGUUAGAACUAAGUGAUUAUAUUCAAGACCCAACCAAACAGUUCAUCAAUCUUUCAAAGAAAGAUAUCAUCGAACCUUUAAUAUAUGAAGCAAUUAAUACAUUUUUAAUUAGACAGGGAUACACACCAUCCAAUGUAAAAACAAUCAGCGACAUGUCAUCGGAAAAGCUGGGGGAUAUUUCACCACGUAAAUCCAAUCAAAGUUUAUCUUUAGCUGCCCCGGAAUAUGGUGACAUCUCUUUAAACAUUAUAUUCAAUUCAAAAGUCACAACUAACAAAAUUACCAAAACAGAACUACGAGGUAGAUAUAAGGUAUCCCAAACAAUGCAUAAAUCAACUCAACAUUUCAUCAACAUAAGAAAUAUUUUACAGAAAAGAAAUCAAAUCGACAGUCUUCAAGACAGUUCUUAUUUUAGCAAUAUUAACAAGAAAGAAAACAAAAUACAUUUGGCAAGUAAUAAAAUUGAACCUGGCUUCAACCUCCAACAAUAUGUAACCUCACUGAAUCAGAAAUUUCAAUUGGAUAAAUUGCAUUUAGAUGACUUACAAGUAAUUAAUCAAAUUGAUAACAAAUUUAUUUUAACCAUCCUUCCGGACAUGAAUGUUAGGACCAAUUACAGUUUAAUUAUCCUUGAUCAACAUGCAUGUGAUGAAAGAAUAAAAUUAGAACAAUAUUUGAACGAAUAUAUUAAAGGAGUAAUUAAUAAAGAUAUCGACCUGGAGGUCACAAAAAAUAUCAAUAUUAAUAUAUCGAAAAAUGAUGCAUCACUUUGCAAUUAUUUCAAAAACGAGUUUGAGUGUUGGGGGAUUAUAUUUGAAAUAGAUGACGCAUAUCCCAACUCACCACUGCUUAAAAUAUUAAAGUUGCCGAAAGAUUUAAUUACAAAUAAAUAUUGUGAUCUAGAUUAUCUCAGAACUGCAUUACUUGCACACACACAUGACCUGCAAAAAUCUGUCAAGUCUAAAAUCCGGCCCAAAUUAUCUCAUAAUAAAUUUGUAGAUUGGUAUUUAUAUCUUAACUACGUUCCUGAUUUUGUCUUAGAUCUUUUCAAUACGAAAGCAUGUAGAUCUGCGAUUAUGUUUGGUGAUCCUUUGAGUAAAAAUGAAUGUUCUGUAGUAGUUAAGUUAUUAUCAAAUUGCCACUUCCCAUUCAAAUGUGCUCACGGCAGACCGUCAAUUUUUCCACUUAUUCAAUGUAAACUUGAUGAAGAGUCCUUCAACAUAUCAUUAAAAACUUCACUCUGGAAUGAAGAUUAUAAAAUUACUUAA
Tetrapisispora phaffii CBS 4417 is the source of this 2283-nucleotide messenger RNA. It is a transcript of the gene MLH3, whose product is annotated as mismatch repair protein MLH3. The transcript has a single exon. Gene Ontology annotation, biological process: mismatch repair. The record is from RefSeq and is a predicted model, not a curated record. NCBI's taxonomy places the organism in Eukaryota, Fungi, Ascomycota, Saccharomycetes, Saccharomycetales, Saccharomycetaceae. Gene Ontology annotation, cellular component: mismatch repair complex. Gene Ontology annotation, molecular function: ATP binding; ATP-dependent DNA damage sensor activity; mismatched DNA binding. Bases 1 to 2283 code for a protein of 760 amino acids.